CUCCUUAACUUCCUUCUCCUCACCUCAUAUUUAACUGGGAAGAAAUGGAGGCUCAGUUGAUAGGAAGGAAUUUUUUAUUUAUAUCCUUUCAACUGAUUUAGGGUGAAUGGUGCCUAGGAAGUCUUAGAGGUGGUGAGUGGAGCAAUAUGACAUUGCAUUGACAGACCCUUUCUAGAAUCAGUGAUGUUGAUAUGUGAGUCAGAGGCAGAGAGUCAGGAGUGGGAAGAAGGUUCUGAAAAUGAGAGUUUUAAGUGUUUGGAGUACAAAAAAAGCAAUCAGAACCGGAGGAGGGAGGGCUCUAUAGGAGUACCCAGAGGAGUUGGGGAGAGAUUUUCUGAAUUGGGAUGGUAUUAAAUCCCUCCCUUGAAGGAAGGGUAGAGUUUGGAUUGACAAGAAGAAAGGAGGAAGUCACUCUAGGAUAAGAUGGAUAAUAGUGAAACUAGGUUGCCAAUGUUUGUGUCCAGGGAGACCUUAGAAGUAAAUUUAAGGUCAGAUUGUGGAGGACUUUGAAUGUCAGAUUAGGGUUGAGAGAUUUGAUUGAGUAUGGGAUGGAAGGUUCUAGAGCCUGAUGGAAUCUUAGAGAUCAUUCCAGACAAUCCUCUCUUACCAAUAAGGAAAUUGAUCCCCAGAAAGGAACCACAGGAUGGAGAUUUUUACUCUGGACCUCUUGAUUCCAAGUCUUUCACUCUUUCUACCCUAUCAUAUUCACUGUUUUCUGGGGAGUUGAUGAGAAAGAAGUAGGCUUUGGGGAAGUGAUUUUGCAGGGUAAUUGAGUGGCAGGCUAUUUAUUAUAGGAUCCCUAGAAUGGAUGAGGAGGGAUUAGAUUCAGGUGACUCCUAUUAUAAUGAUGAAAGAAGAGCAUUCUGUGUGCAUUUGUCUCGACUCAUCUACCAGAUUUGGAAGUUCUGAGAUGAUAGGUACCACAGUUUCUUGGUGAUCUUUGUCACCCAAUAGAGUACUGCCUAGGGCUUGGCACAGAGGAACUAUUGUUUGGAACUACCUCUAGACUUUGUGAAGGAAGAAUAAUAAGGUCUUGGUAACAGCUUUAAUAUCUUGGAUACUGGGGUAUAGGCUAGGGAAGGUUAGAUGACUAAAAGUUUCUAUCCAGUCUGGGAAAUGGUACCAUUGACAGAUGGUAAAUUGGAAAAGGGAAGUAAGAAUUCUUUUUCUCAGAAGUUGCUUUUCUUUCAUUCCAUUGAAGUGAUUUUUUGAUCUUAUAGAUUUGGGACUAGAAGUAACUUCAAAUGUCAUCUAGUCCAAAAUCCUCAUUUUACAGGUGAGGUCAUUGAAACUCAUUCAGAGGUUUAAGGGACUUGCUCCAGGUCACCGUGUCAUAAAGUAGAAAAGCUGGAAUUUGAACCACUAUGGUAAGUAAGUACUGAGUUAUCAUAGUGAUGCUCAGAGAAGAAAGGAACUCACUGGGGAUUAGAGUAGUUGAAGAAUAUUUGAGCUGGCUUUGAAGGGAAGAGAGGUGGAUGGGAUUUAGAGAUGGAAAAGGAUAUUCCAAGCAAAAGGAAGAGUAGAAGGGAAGUUUAGCAGGUCAGAAUGAGCAUUGUGUAUGAUUAGAGACUAGUUUGACUGGAGGGGAAGGAUGCAUGUAAAAGAAGAGGAAAAAACAGUUGGCAAUUGAUUGGUUAUAGGGAUCUGGAAAAAGAAGAACCAAUCUCAUUCCUAAAUUUGGAGCUUGGGCAAAUAGGAGGAUUGGUUGAGGACUUGUUGAAAAAAAUACAAAGGUGUUAGGUUUCAUGUGGCUACCAAUUGUCUACAUGAUCAAGUUAAAAUUACUUAGCCUAAUCACCCAUAGUCACCCUAGCCAAGGUUACCCAUAACUGGCUUCUCUUACAGACAAUUGGGGAGUCACUGAAUAUUUCUUAGUGAAUAGAGUGACAUGAUCAGUCAUCUCUACUUUAGGUCUGGCAGUUUGUGGAGGAUGGAUUGAGACCCUAAUCUUGUUUAGGAGGUUGUGGUAAUUCAAACAGAGGCCAGGGAGUCAUGGAUAUGUAUGCUUGCACAUACCACAUAUAAGAAUAAAAUGGCCGGGUCAGAAGUAAGAGGCAAGAAAUGAAAAAUUGAUAGGAUUUGGAGAUGAUCUAGAGAGAUAGGAAGAUGAUGUGGAGAGAUAGGAAGAAGGCUGGUGCUGUGGAGAGUAGGAAUGAAGUUGGGAAAGGGAAUUGGUUUGGGAAAUCAAUAGUAUAAGUUUGAUAUUUCCUGAGAUAAUUAAUGUCAAGAUACCUGAUGAGACAAUCACAGAGCUGACUAGCACCUUGAAAACCAUAUUGUCUGCCUGAGCUUUCCCAACAUGUGGACUCCAAGCCUUUCCUUAAAAACUUCCCAUAAGUGAGAAUUUCAUCAUAAUCUGCUUUCACAGAACUUUAAUUGAUUCCUGGGGCUUAUUAGUACAGUGUCUGUCAUAUAGAAGAUACUAAAUAAAUGUUUCCUGACUUGAUUUAAAAUGCUGGGGAAAGCACAGCAGAAUAAGAUGCCUACCCUAUGGGUGCUAAGAAAAAGAGGAGCUCACUAAGGAUUAGAGUAAUUGGGUAGAGUACUUGAACUGAUUCUCAAGUUUCUGACCCCAAAGGGAGGUUCGCCCCUGAGCUUUGCUCAGCCUCAUUGUGUGAGGACUUUGACAUCCUGGGUGGAGGGAAGGGGGGCUUCCCCCAUCCCUCCUCAAGCUGCUCCCAUCAUGGCUCAGACCCUGCAGAUGGAGAUCCCCAACUUUGGCAACAGUAUCCUGGAAUGCCUGAAUGAGCAGCGGUUGCAGGGUCUCUAUUGUGACGUGUCAGUAGUGGUGAAAGGCCAUGCUUUCAAGGCUCACCGAGCUGUUUUGGCUGCCAGCAGCUCCUACUUCCGGGACCUUUUUAAUAGCAGCAAGAGUGCAGUGGUGGAGCUGCCUGCUGCUGUGCAGCCCCAGUCCUUCCAACAGAUCCUUAGCUUCUGCUACACUGGCCGCCUCAGCAUGAAUGUGGGCGACCAGUUCCUCCUCAUGUACACUGCUGGUUUCCUCCAGAUCCAGGAGAUCAUGGAGAAGGGCACAGAAUUUUUCCUCAAGGUAAGCUCACCCAGCUGUGACUCACAGGGCCUACACGUGGAAGAAACGCCCUCGUCAGAGCCUCAGAGCCCUGUGGCCCAGACGUCCAGCUGGCCAGCCUGCAGUGCCCCACUCCCUCUUGUCUCUCGAGUUAAGACUGAGCAACAAGAGUCAGACUCGGUUCAAUGCACGCCUGUAGCCAAGCGGUUAUGGGACAGUGGCCAGAAAGAAGGUGGUAGCAAUGGCAGCCGCAAAAUGGCCAAGUUCUCAAGCCCGGACUUAGGAGGGAACCGAUCCCAGCAGCCACAGCCCCUGGCUCAGCAGCCUCAGCAGCAGCAGCAGCUGCCCCAAGGCAUGGCACCAACCCCAGUGCCAGCAGGGACAGCGGGUAUGGGGAGUGGGCCCAGCACAUCAGAACGGACCAGCCCUGGGACAUCCAGUGCCUACACUAGUGAUAGCCCCAGUUCCUACCACAAUGAGGAGGAUGAGGAGGAGGAUGCAGGGGAGGAGGGCUCUGAUGAACAAUACCGCCAGAUCUGCAACAUGUACACCAUGUACAGCAUGAUGAAUGUAGGCCAGACAGCUGAGAAGGUGGAGGCCCUGCCGGAGCAAGUGGCCUCCGAGUCCCGCAACCGAAUCCGGGUGCGGCAAGACCUGGCCUCACUGCCAGCUGAGCUCAUCAACCAGAUUGGCAAUCGAUGCCAUCCAAAGCUCUACGAUGAGGGAGACCCUGCUGAGAAGCUGGAGCUCGUAACAGGCACCAAUGUAUACAUCACAAGGGCACAACUCAUGAACUGUCACGUCAGUGCGGGCACAAGGCACAAAGUUCUCCUUCGUCGACUCCUUGCCUCCUUUUUUGACAGGAACACUCUGGCCAACAGUUGUGGCACAGGCAUCCGAUCUUCCACCAAUGACCCUAGCCGAAAACCCUUGGACAGCCGGGUCCUCCAUGCUGUCAAGUUCUACUGCCAGAACUUCGCCCCCAACUUUAAGGAGAGUGAGAUGAAUGCCAUCGCUGCGGACAUGUGUACAAAUGCCCGAAGGGUGGUGCGUAAGAGCUGGAUCCCCAAGCUGAAGCUACUCAUGGCUGAAGGCGAUACAUAUACAACUUUCAUCAAUGACACAGGCAAGAUGGAGCCUGACAUGAUGGGUGUGGAGCAUGGCUUUGAGACAGCCAGCCAUGAUGGUGAUGCUGGGCCCUCAGCCGAAGCCCUCCAAUAACCCUUCCCCUCUCCCCUGCCCUGCCUGGCCUGGCCUUUCCUGGCCUGCACCCUUUCUCCUCUCCCUCCUUCCCUACUGCAGGCUACCCUUUGGCAAGGGUUCUCUCUGCCUUUCACAUUGGACUUCGUUUAUUCUUUGGUUAACAUCCCCUCCUCUCCCUGGUCCAGUUUGCCAGAGGGGACGUGUGAUCACUGCACGCUGCUGUCUGUCCCAUUCACCCCCACCCUCCAAUAGCACCACUUCUUUGCCAUGGUGUACGUGGCACCAAGGAGCAGAAAUUCAGGUGGCCUUGUGGUCCCAUGGUGUGGGCUGAAGUGGGGAGUCUCUCUGGUCUCCUGCCCUAUUCCCCAUUUCAUGACAGGCACUGAGUGGCUGGGAGAGUAUCAAACAUGGUUUUAUUUCCUUUACUUUUUUUUUAAACACACUCAGAAUGAUCUAACUAUAUAUAUAUAAAGAGAGAAAUCUAUAGACCUAGAAAUAAUAUAUAUAUAGAUAUAUAUAUAUAUAUAAAUAUUUACCAGGAAAGGAAAAGCAUGUUCGUCCUACAAGCAAGAGAAAAUGAGUAACAGUCUUGCCUCAGUGGCAAACAGCUACCCCUCUCCUCCCCACCCCACCCCCAACAGUCAGUGCCCCUAUAGUAUCUGUGGCAGUGGGCAUCUGGGGGGUUGGACUCUCCCUGCCCUCCCUGGAAGAUUGCCUUUAGAGGCCAGUCAGCCUCUGGCUCCCUUCAUACUUUGUUCUUCCAGGUCUCUAGUCUGCGUUUCCUUCCUUCUUCCUCCAGAGUCUCUGGCUUUUUUCAUCUUCAUUCUAACCCCACUUUUCCAAAGAACUUUCCCGUCUAUUUAAUUUUAUUGUUGGGAUAUACUGCAGGAUAGUAAGAGCAACUGGCAGUGACCCCAUUGAACAGGGAUGAAAUGGAAGUUUCUCUGCCACCCUCCAGGUAAAGCAAUCUGCCAAUAUCACGGCAAAGGAGCAGGGAGGCUUGGAUUAGAACUUGGUUCUCUAGACUUAUGGACCAGCAGUCUUUUGCUUAACAUACUCUUGCUGCCUCCCAUUUUUAAUCCAUUUUGGUGCUUUCUGGAGGAAGGAGCAGGCACUGAAUCAAGUCAUUAUUUGAGGGUAGUGUAGAGGGAAGAGCAGUGCGUGCGUGCGUGCGUGCGUGCAGGGUAGGAAUGACUUGAAUGGUUUUGCUUUGGUAAAACAAGAUUGAAUCUGAGUAGGGGAAUGGUAGAGCAGGGUUGGCAGAAUGGGGGGCAAUGAGGCUGGGAGGGUUUCAAUUCACACUGAAGUCUGAUCACCCCCUACCCCCAUCUUUUGUGGACUGAAACCUAUCCUGGGGGCCCUGGGGCUUCCCUCCCUGUCCAGUCCCCAUCUUUCUUUUGUCUCUUUCCCCUAAGCUCUGUUUAUAGACUUUUUAAGAAUACCUUUUGUAGCAAGUGUUAAAUCUUAUGGAAAUAUCAGGAUCCUUUUCAAACCAGUAGGAAUGUGAGUCUUCCCCAGAACCCCCUUCAUGUCAUCUACCUCCCAAUCUGGAGGUGUGGUAGGUAGGCUCAAUUGGCUUUUGGGAUCUAGAAAGUGCUGGGUAGGAUAGGAUAGGGUGGGUACAAUCUGACCAUGUAUUAUUGGUUUUGUCAGUUUUUCUUUUAAUGUGCCCUUCUGUCCUUUAUGAUCCUCAUUUCUUCCAGUCCAUGGCUUUCCCACUAAGACUUUCUGGCAAGUCCAACCUGGACAGGCCCUGUCUAGGGGGUUAGUUCUCAUUGUUCAUUAUUUUAAAUAUGCUGAUUUGUGGCUGUUCCUUUUCCUUAAUAAUGAUCUUUUCUGGUUUGUUAUAUGUGAACAUGGACUUUUAGGGGGGUUCAUUUUUAUUUUCUUCUCCUGUCUCUUCUCCGUCUUUCCCCUUUUGGGCCCCUCCAAUCCUGGGUGACCUCUCUCCCAAAGAGUUAGGGUGCUUCUGCCUUUGGGGCAAAUCCCAUACUCUUUCUCAACCUCUCAUUGGUUCAGAGAUUUACAAGUAAAAGGGAGGGACUAUAUAGAGCUUAUCUUGUUCAUUCUUGACUCACUGAAAGUAUAUGACUUCAGGGCUAGGCAUAGAAAUCAAGUUUCUUGACUCCAAGUUUAGUAUUAUUUUCUCUUCACCACACCAUCUCUUGGAUCUAAGGCCCUGAAGAGGCCAUCCUUGAGGGUAGGUGCUUAGGCAUCUAAGGGCACCUGCAGUUACUUCUGCCUCCUUUCCAGACUUCCCUAAGAGUGAUGCUACAGGAUCAGUUACAGGUUCGAGGGCAGAAACUUCUUUGAUCCCUCAGGGUCCCAGAUUUAUCAGCAGCUCUGUGUCCAUCAUCACUGAUUGCAUCUCUAGGUUCACCAGCUAAUGAGUUGUAAGUUUUUGUUGAUUUAACCACUUGCCCAAUACUAAGGGCUAAGAGCUGGAGAUAGAGAGACAAAAAGUGACACAAAACAGUAACUGCCCCUUAAUGUAAUUCCUAGGCUUCUCUGCUUUAUGAUUCUUAGAAGAGGCAAAGUCAGAACUGCCCUGCCUGAGAGUCUAAUGGCUGGAUACUGUCCCUUAAUCUGUUAUGUGUGAGUCAUUUCUUUCAGAAAUGCCUAGUGCCAGAGUUUGGGAUUGUGGCAUUGUCCUUGAUUUUUUUUUCUGCUUUUGUACUGGGGUCCACUUGCAGACAGUGUAAGAGAAUACCUACCCUUCUCAUUGUUUGGCUCUAUGUUUUCUGCUUUCCAAGGACUUUGCCCAGGGCCCAGUGGGCCCUAUUGUGCUAUCCACCAAGAUGACUUGAGUUGUCACCUGUAUUGUCUAGCUCUACAGGGUCUGGCAAGGGAUAGUGGUGAGGGAGACAUGCAUUUAGAAGAAGCUCCCAUCCCUUGGACCGGAGGACUUUGGCACAGUGCAUCUAGGGGACAACCCCGUGGCUCAGUUACAGGCUACCAGUUACUUUAAAAGGGGGGAGGGGAAGAGGGGAAAUCUGAAACCUUUUGAAGAGGCCAUUUGAGGAAAAUUUGUGCCCCCUACCCUGUUUCCCAAAGCUAGCCCAUUUCUGUCUGCCUGAUCUUUCCUAGGCCCUCAGGAUAAACCCUUCUUUUUAAAUAACCCUGCUUAGUAUGGGCUAAGGGAGAAAGAGAGCAAGCAGUUUUUUUACCCCAGCACCAGAGCCCUCUUAUACCAUUUUCUGUGUCUAAUUCUCAGUCACUUUCCUAAGCCCCUGGGAAGGGACAUGAAGACCUUUCUUCCACUAAAAUACAAGCACCUUAUCUGCCCUCCCUCCCUGAAACUGCCCUAAUUCCUCUUCCCCAAAUCUCCCAAAGCACAAGGCCCCUCAAGGUGUUCUAGCUAGGGUCACCUAUGAGGUUCUGGGACCAAAUUGGGGAAGGAGAGAUCAGUGAGGAGGGGAGGCAGAGUGGGAGCCCCGUCUUACCUUGGUGCCUGGGGUAGGAGGAAGGACAGUAUGUGUAUCCCUUAUAUAUUGUGGUCCCUAAAUCCAGCUAUGAACCAUGUAGCCUGUGGAGCUGUUUGCUCGAUCAAUGGGGAUUAGGAGGGAAAGAACAGAGCAUGGGGCAUGGGGGUGGGCCAGAGUUGAAAUUUAAAAUUGAGUUGUUGACCAACUACUUUUCAGCACAUUCCUGGCCCCUGGCCUAGCAUAGGCUCUGGAGCUGUUGUCCUUCCAUGGGCACUGACCUGGGUGCUACAAUGAGAGAGGAGCAGUGAUUGGGUGAAAUUUAGCCAUACCGGGCCUAAUCUCUCUCCUCCAGUGUGAUAGUUAUUUCAGAGUGUCUCCCCAACCCCAACCCUUAUUGGUCCCCAGGUUCCCCCUUCCCUUUAGGCUUGUGCUCCCUGGAAAAAGCCACCAGGAUCUCCUAUUUUAUACACCUGGAAGCUUGAGGGGAGGUGUCAUUUAGCAAUAAAGGAGGCAGUGGGUGGGCAAUAGGAGAGGGGAGAGACUUGUGGAUUUCCAAAUUCCCUGGUUGCAAACAGAUGUUUGUGCUGUGAUUCUGAGAACCAUAGACUAUUGGAGCUGAAAAGGACCCAGGAAUCAUGUCCAAGCCCCUAAUUAUAUAGAUGCCAAAAGGUGCAGAGAGCCUGGCAUGGAACCGAGGGACUGUGCUGAAUUGUGUUGGGGAUGGGGGGUGGGGGAGUCAGCUCCUCACAGGAGAGCCAAAGACAAGGGUUGUGCCUUACCAAAGGGGAGCUGCCUCUGUCCCCCAUGGACAGCCAUGUUCUGGGCAGCCCUUCUCUUCCCCCCCCCCCCCCCCAGGGUCCUGCUCUUUACUUUCCUUUCUCAACCAUCCCUCAUCUAACCCCCCACCCCACUCCCUGUCCAUUUGAUGGCCUUUCUGCUGAGCUGCAUGGCCCAGGAAUGCUGGGUGCUUUCUGCUGAUGCUGCAGCUGCUUCUCCACCAACCACCUCCAGAAGUCAGGCCCAGAAUCAAGUUUUCCAUUUAAAAAAAAAAAGGAAGGAAAAAAUCAGAAAAAGACAAAAAAAAUUUUCCCCAGACCCUGGGGCUGCCAGGAUUUGUCUGUGUGAAGUGCCAAUGACCUUGUGACCUUCAAAAAACACACACAAGGCUCCCCAGCCCCAAGCCCGCCUCACCCCCUGUGACCCCAGUAAUGAGGCUUGCACAUUAACUACUGUAAAAAGGAGCAGAGCUGGAGAAAUGUGAAUAAUGGGAAUAAUAAUACUGAUAAGAAUAAACAAUGGCAUUUG
Messenger RNA from Monodelphis domestica (gray short-tailed opossum), 8961 nucleotides. It is a transcript of the gene NACC1, whose product is annotated as nucleus accumbens associated 1. Gene Ontology annotation, biological process: regulation of transcription by RNA polymerase II. Gene Ontology annotation, molecular function: DNA-binding transcription factor activity, RNA polymerase II-specific; protein binding; RNA polymerase II cis-regulatory region sequence-specific DNA binding. Lineage: Eukaryota; Metazoa; Chordata; Mammalia; Didelphimorphia; Didelphidae. The record is from RefSeq and is a predicted model, not a curated record.